Molecule: messenger RNA, 1470 nt
Organism: Leguminivora glycinivorella
Lineage: Eukaryota; Metazoa; Arthropoda; Insecta; Lepidoptera; Tortricidae
Gene: RagC-D
Product: ras-related GTP-binding protein C
Exons: 8
Coding region: 160-1320 (386 amino acids)
Biological process (GO): cellular response to starvation; cellular response to amino acid stimulus; positive regulation of TOR signaling
Cellular component (GO): nucleus; lysosome; Gtr1-Gtr2 GTPase complex
Molecular function (GO): GTPase activity; GTP binding
Source: RefSeq, a predicted model, not a curated record
CUGAAAGGACUUUGAUGAGUUUGGUCGAAUCGCAAUAUCUUCCUUUUUGUUUUUCUUUUUUAUUAGUUGAUUGUGUACAAUAUCUGUAAUAACAUCUUAAAAUGUGUUAAUACAUUAUUUAUUUGGUAUUACAAUACAUGUCUCACGAUAUCCGUCAUCAUGAGUUAUCAAGAUGAGCCCAGUGGUUACGAUGUGGGAUCAUUUCCCAAGGAUUUUAGCUACGGGCCCUUCGAACAGAAUGGUGAAGGAGACAACACGUCAUUACAGGAGGAUCAUAAGCCACGGAUUUUACUCAUGGGUUUAAGAAGGUCAGGGAAAUCAUCAAUUCAGAAAGUAGUUUUUCACAAGAUGUCCCCAAAUGAAACACUGUUUUUGGAAUCCACAAACAAAAUAGUGAAAGAUGACAUAAAUAACAGCAGCUUUGUUCAGUUUCAAAUUUGGGACUUCCCGGGUCAAAUUGAUUUUUUUGAUCCCACUUUUGAUUCUGACACUAUUUUUGGUGGGUGUGGGGCUCUCGUGUUUGUUAUUGAUGCACAGGAUGAUUAUGGAGAUGCUUUAAAUAAGUUGCAGCUUACAGUCACUAAAGCAUACAGAGUCAAUAGUAACAUUAAGUUUGAAGUGUUUAUCCACAAAGUUGACGGUCUUAAUGACGAUUACAAAAUGGAAUCUCAAAGAGACAUCCACCAGCGAGCGACAGAUGACCUGGCAGAGGCGGGGCUAGAACAUGUACAUUUGUCAUUCCACUUGACCUCCAUCUAUGACCAUUCCAUCUUUGAAGCGUUCAGCAAAGUAGUCCAAAAGUUAAUACCGCAGCUACCAACAUUAGAAAAUUUACUCAACAUACUCAUCUCUAACUCAGGAAUAGAAAAGGCGUUUUUAUUUGACGUGGUGUCUAAAAUUUACAUAGCAACCGACAGCUCUCCUGUGGACAUGCAGAGCUAUGAAUUGUGCUGUGAUAUGAUUGACGUUGUCAUUGACAUCUCCUGUAUAUACGGGAUGGUAGAUGAGACAGAAGUAAACACUUUCAACAGUCAAAGCUCAAGUUUAAUAAAACUCAAUAAUGGUACAGUGCUUUACUUAAGAGAAGUCAACAAAUUUCUUGCCCUCGUCUGUAUUCUUCGUGAAGAGAACUUCCAAAAACAAGGUGUAAUAGACUACAACUUCCUGUGCUUCCGCGACGCUAUAACGCAAGUGUUCGAACUGCGCAACAAAUGUCAGGCGCAGUCGAGCGCGCGCGCCGCCUCCACGACGCCCGAGCCCAUCCCCAACGGCGCCGUUGACUCCACCGAGAGCACCUCUGACCUCCCACAGAGCCCAUAACAAUAUACUUUCGUUAGCUUUAAUUAGGCUAGUUUCCUAGUAGUCAAAUCAGCUUCUUUUUAUGGCCUGUCAAAACGAUUUUCUAAUAUGAAAUUACUAUGAAAUACUGAGGAGUGACGUCACGGUCAAUUCAUUUACUUUAUAUCUUUC